AUGAAAGAGGUGUUUGGCAUACGUAAACUUCGUCAUUUGCAACCCAAAUCAAUUGAGUGCUUUCUUCGACGCCAAAGCCAUAUUGUUGUUAUGGCUACAGGUGGAGGUAAAUCGCUCUGCUACCAGCUUCCAGCUCUGGUUCUAGGCGGAACUACCAUAGUUGUAUCUCCACUCAUUGCACUCAUGAAUGAUCAAGUAAAGGCCCUGUGCGACAAGGGCAUUGCCGCAGCUGUAAUUUCCUCUUCGAUAGAGGAUCGAGACAACACUGAUACAAUGGAACGAUUACUGGGCCGGAAUCUACAAGCGCAGCAAGCAAUUAGCGGCAAAAUAGUAAGGUACCCUCCAAUAGUCCUGCUGUAUUGCACCCCGGAGCAAAUACAAACUGGUCGCUUUCGAAGUAUACUCAAGGAACUUCAUCAAGGCAAACGGCUGACAGGCUUUGCGAUUGAUGAGGCCCACUGUCUUUCCAGCUGGGGACACGAUUUUCGGCCAGCCUAUCGUAAUUUGGGAUACUUGCGCGAUACCUUUCCGGACAUACCAUGCAUCGCAUGUACUGCAACCGCGACAUCCAAGGUUAUUGUAGACAUUCAGGAGACAUUACGAAUGCGUAGCGCCCCUUUGUACUUGGGUUCGUUUGAUCGGAAAAAUAUCUUUUACAAGGUCAGGUACAGGGACGCAUUGAACGCCACCAACUCGGCUAAAGAAAACAAUUCGCCUUGUAGUGGAAUUAUUUAUGUUCACAAACGUGAAGAAACAAUGAAUCUGGCCACUACGAUUGCAAGCUAUACAGGGUUACGUGUAGAAGGCUAUCACGGUGCAAUGAAAGCUGCGGACCGCACGCGAAUUCAGCAGGCGUGGACGUCGGGCGAAGUGCAGAUUGCUAUUGCAACGGUUGCAUUUGGAAUGGGUAUCGAUCUGGCGCAUGUCCGCUACGUAGUGCACUGGUCAAUGGCCAAGACGGUAGAGGGAUUCUAUCAAGAGUCAGGCCGUGCGGGUCGCGAUGGUCUUGCAGCAUAUAGCCUCUUGUACUUCUCGAAAGACGAU
This is a messenger RNA of Phaeodactylum tricornutum CCAP 1055/1, 1044 nucleotides long. RefSeq lists its product with no specific name. The transcript is spliced from 2 exons. Gene Ontology annotation, cellular component: chromosome; cytoplasm. The record is from RefSeq and is a predicted model, not a curated record. Lineage: Eukaryota; Bacillariophyta; Bacillariophyceae; Surirellales; Neidiaceae. Gene Ontology annotation, biological process: double-strand break repair via homologous recombination. Gene Ontology annotation, molecular function: 3'-5' DNA helicase activity; nucleic acid binding; ATP binding. The annotation marks the transcript as partial.